UGAGCUCACAGAUUCUUCACCUUCUCGUCUUUAAGAACCCGGGACGAGGGGUGGGGGGGAUCAAACAGAUGUGGAGAAACACGUGGUGCUGCAGACCCCUGACUCCCUCUCCUGUUUGACAUUUUUGUGGUUUUCUGAUCGUAGCCAGUGCAGGGAAGGCGUGACAUCAAGAGCUCAAGAUCUUUGUUUUCCACCACGGGCUUGGUGAGCUGCAGAAGACCGGAGAUACUGUCACCCAAAGGUCCGACAAUUUAAAGACAACCAAGAAAGUCCUUGGAAGUUCUCAGCUCCACCUGGUCCACCUUCUCCGCUCUCCACCGGUUUUGCUCCAAGGGAGCUCCCCUGAGCAAAUGUCGAACGAAUUAUAAACGAACGUAAAGGAACCUCACAGAAGCUCAAGCGGACACCAUGAAAGACGAUUUUGCCGAUGAGGAGGAGGUGCAGACCUUCGGGUACAAGAGAUUUGGAAUCCAGGAAGGCACCCAGUGCACCAAGUGCAAGAACGAAUGGGCGCUGAAGACUGCCAUUGUGCUGCUGUACGUGCUGUGCGCCUUGCUCACCAUCGCCGUGGCUGUCCUUGGCUACAAAGUGGUCCAAAAAGUGGACACAGUGACUGAGGGCAUGGAGAGCUAUAGGGGAAAGAUGACGGCAGUGGAGACGGACCUGAAGAAGCUUGAUAAUGAAGCUGGGGAGAAGUCAGAGAACACCACCAGCGAGAUCUUGGCUUUCAAGUCACACUUCCAGAGACUGCAGAAGCAGUUAAGCGACACCGCUGCCCGGGCCACCAGCAAUAAGAUGGCACUCGACAAGCUUCAGGAUGCAGGCGAGGACAUGCAGAGCAGCCACAGCUCCUUGCAGGAGGUGCUGGACAGCAACUCGGACAUGAUUCGUAACGUCAACCAGACCCUGCUCACCUACAGCACCUACAUCAGUGGACUGCAGGACGACACGGCGCGGCUGCAGACCGACCUGCACACUCAGGCCCGGGACCGGAGCCAGACGCUGGUUGCCAUUGGCAGCCUUAACCUGACACAGGCCCAGCAGCGGACACUGAUCGGUGCCCUGCAGAAGUCCGUGGAUGAUGCCAGCCAGGCCAUCCAGAAGCUCAAGAAUGAUUUCCAAGUGCUGCAACAGACAGCACGGCAGACGCAAGCCGAUGCUGACUGGCUCAAGGCAAAGGUACAAGGCUUACAGGCACUGGCUGCCAACAAUUCAGUACUAGCUAAGACCAACAAUGAGUCACUGGAGGACAUGAGUUCCCAGUUGGCCACCCUUGCUGGACAGGUGCAGAAUUCCUCAGUGACUAUGGAAAGCCAUGACCAGAGCUUGCGGGAGCUCAUGGACCAGCAGCGGGAUCAUGAUAAUGCCACAUCAGCCAAGUUCGGCAGCUUUGAGGCACGCCUAGAUAGUGCUGAAGAGAGCAUUGACCACAUUACCGGCAAUGUCAGCUUCACCACACAGUUGCUGGGUGCCAUAAAUGGUAAUCUCAAUGACCUGCGGACCUGCUCAGAGAUGGUGGGGCGUCACUCCGACUACCUUCUUGGCCUCAACAGCACGGUAGCAGAUGUCCGGGCCGACACCACCGCAUUGCGCACCCAGCAGGACGAACUGUCCGCUCGUCUGGAAAAGGAAGUAACCAGUUUAUCCAUUGUCAUGGAAGAGAUGAAGCUGGUGGACAGCAAGCACUCUCAGCUCAUCACCAACUUCACCAUUCUGCAAGGUCCACCAGGUCCUCGUGGUCCAAGAGGAGACAGAGGGCCCCAGGGUCCAGUGGGCCCAUCUGGCCAAAAGGGGGAGAAAGGAGACACAGGCAGCCCGGGCCUGCAGGGUUCCCGAGGAGAGAAGGGCGUCUCCGGACCCCCAGGUGUGCCAGGCUUUAAGGGUCAGCCUGGCUCUAGGGGAAGCCCAGGGCCUAAAGGCUCCCGAGGAUCUGGAGGAAGAGCUGGACCUCCAGGGACCAAGGGUGAGCCUGGUCCAGCUGGGCUCCCAGGAAGAGAUGGACAGGUGGGUCCCCAAGGUCCACCAGGGCCACCCGGAGUACGAGGACCACCUGGAGUUCCCGGAGAGCAAGGACCGAGGGGACCAAUAGGACCAAUCGGACAGCCAGGACCACCCGGACUGCCUGGAGUCCCUGGCAGGCCAGCUUCCCCGGUGGUCCCGGGGUCCCUCCAGAGCGAAGUCUCACAGCCCACUAGUAAACCCCUUGCAGGGUGUCCUCCACAGUGGCUCAAGUUCAAAGGUAAAUGCUACCUGUUCUCCAGCGAUACCCGUCCUUUCAACGAGGCGAAGAUCGCCUGCGCCGAAAAACAUUCCUCAAUGGUCAUCAUCAACAGUACGGAAGAACAGCAAUGGGUACAAAAGCAGAUAGUGGAUAAAGGUUAUUUCUGGCUUGGCCUGACAGACAUGGAGGAGGAAAAUGUUUGGCGCUGGGUGGACGGGUCACUGCCUACUUUCACGAACUGGAAGCCUGGCCAACCAGACAACUGGACACAUGGGCACGAGAAGGGCGAGGACUGCGCGGGCCUGAUCCAUGAAGGGCUCUGGAAUGACUUCUUCUGCGUCGAACACAAUGGCUUCAUCUGCCAGAAGGACGUCGACGGUUUGCAAGCCCCAGGAUUAUAGCGACUGCGGAGGUGGACAACAACACACUGAGAUGCUUCUACGAGGUUCAGACAGUACUGCUGAAUGCUCUGCAGGCCUUGAACAAUCUCUGAAGCCUUGCAACGCUAGAGACACCUCCGUGGCAUCGCGGCGUUGGCGCUGACGAGCGACACCGUCGGCGACGACAGACUAAACCCUACCUAAAAGGCUGGGCUCAUCUUGAAAACACACCUUGGCCCAUCCGUCGUCUUACAUUGGACACUGCCCUUCCCUGCGGCUUUCGAGGCGCAAAACAAAUGUACGGAGAUAUUUAGUUAAAAAUUAAAUUUAAGGAAUUUAUGUAGAUUUUUUUUUUUUUUUUAAAUUUUAUAGUUCUUCUGUGUUUGUCCAUGUGUUAGUGUUUAUAAUGGAAUUCCACCCAUAAAUAUAGUCCAUGCUUUAACCAUUUUCCAGAAUAUAUAUUUUCAUACAGAAGGUUAUUAAAAUAGUACAAUGGCUUUUUUUUUUUUUUUCCCCCCCAAUUCCAAAUCAACAAGAGAAAGGACUUGAUUGAAUGUCUUUUUAAAAAGUGACAGUGUUCUGGAAGUUUAACUACCAUCUAGAAAUGCUGUGCUGUUGUGCGCUCCUUGAGGACUGACGUUAACCCUCAAGCAUCAUCUGGCUAUAUAUAGCUACAUUAUAUUCAUGAAUUUAAAUAAAAUGCAAAUAUAUAUGUAGACAUUAUAACGAGAAGUGCAUUUGAUUUUAAUAAACAAAAUUGUGUAAGUUUACAUUUUCUACACUAUUUUUGUAUGUAAAAGAUUUUUAAUAAUAUCUAUGAUUGUGGAACAUGUAUAAUUUUAUGAAUUGUGUUGGAUGAGCUGUAUGCCAUUGACCUCUUAUGUAGACAAUCACACCAAGUGUUUCAUUCUGUAAUACUCAGGGAAAUGUUUAUUUCCUGUUUAGGUAUCUAUUCUCCAAAUUGCCAUUCCUUCAUGUUGAUUAUGCUUAGUAGGGGCCUUGCAGUUUGUAAGCCACCUCAGCCAUCCACCGUGCCAUUAGGCGGCCAAAUAAACACAUGUAAGCUAUCGAUCACGAAGCCGUAAUUUAUUUCGUCUCUCCUGCUCCUGUCGUAUAUGUGAAGCAGAGAUGAGGAACAUGGAGCGAACAAGGUGGAUCAUUAGUAUCGAGUCUAAUCAUUCAUAUCAUGCGAUUCAUAAGGUACAUUAAGCAUUAAAUUAUGCGAAAAAACGACAUGAACGCAAAAAAAAAAACCCCACAAAAUUAGUAUUCAAAUAUUUGCUCAAACAUUAUCAUAUAUGAACAUUUGUCACAGCACUUCCCUGGGUGCAGCUUUUUUUAGUAGUGUGAAAUAGAUAAUUCACCACAAUGAAGUGAUAUAAUAAAGUUAUCCUCCAAAAACACAAUAUCUGUGCAAUGCCGUUGUUCAAGAUCACACUCUUUCAUUUACAUGUGCAAUUAACAUAUUAAUCAACACGUAAAAGAACGCUUUUAGCACCCCUUUGCAAACCUUUCUGAAAUCACUUCUAAAAUUAGACGUUCACCGGCAAAUCUUCAGCAGAAGUUACAAACAAAUAAAAAAUUCCUGAGAUCAAUAAUGCUU
Molecule: messenger RNA, 4204 nt
Organism: Scleropages formosus (Asian bonytongue)
Lineage: Eukaryota; Metazoa; Chordata; Actinopteri; Osteoglossiformes; Osteoglossidae
Gene: colec12
Product: collectin sub-family member 12
Exons: 11
Coding region: 409-2622 (737 amino acids)
Source: RefSeq, a predicted model, not a curated record